Molecule: messenger RNA, 3287 nt
Organism: Oncorhynchus kisutch (coho salmon)
Lineage: Eukaryota; Metazoa; Chordata; Actinopteri; Salmoniformes; Salmonidae
Product: mitochondrial fission factor homolog A
Exons: 8
Coding region: 85-990 (301 amino acids)
Biological process (GO): positive regulation of mitochondrial fission
Cellular component (GO): mitochondrial outer membrane; peroxisome
Source: RefSeq, a predicted model, not a curated record
UGCGUGCGUCAACACAGCGAAAGGGGGCGGUCUGUUGUCAACAUUUUUGCAGCGCUUCGCAGUGAAGCAGCUGAUAGAGCUACCAUGGCCUCUUCGGGGUUUCGGGGUGACGUUUCCCAGGUGCGUGGCGGCCGUGAUCCCGUCUUCUCUGAGGCCAUCAACCAGAAGAUGCGUGUCCCGGACCGGCUGAGAGUGGGGCCAGGCAUGGGACAGGGAGGGGAAGAGGCGAGGCAGGGGCGUGCUGAGCGUCCCGCUUCCUAUAGCAUGCACAUCCCAGACAGGCUGUCUCUCACAGAUGCCCCGGACAUGAGCCCCCGUCCAUUGUUCACGCCAUCCAAGCACAACUCAGCCCUCCCCCUGGGACUUGCAUGGGAGGCACAGCAGCAAGGUGCCUGGGACAGAGACCCCUACAUGAGGGAACCAGUGCAGAGUCCCCUGCGGAGGUCCUACAGUGACCAGGCUUUUGGCAGGAGUGACCCUGACACCCCCACCUCCAAACAGGCACUGCACACCCCCACCUUUCGUGGCGGUGCAGGACGCACCCCUAAGCGCUCCGCUGCUGCUGCAAACCCCCUGCCCAUGCCCCUGGGGCUCCCUGCCAUCCCACCCAGCCACCUGUCCCCAACGACCAUGCUACAGGCCGCCAAGGAACUGGGCCAACAGGCCUCACAGCGCCUCCUGCAGACUGUCACACAGAAAUACAGGUUCAGUUAUCCUGAACAUCCAACGACUGCUGUGGUCGAGGCACCCCCUGUGUACGUUGAACCAGCCAAGAAAAGUGCCAUGCAGGACUCUUGGAUGAGCCCAGAUGAUGAGGGAAGUGCCGCAGCUGUGGAGUUCAUCGUACUUAGGAGACAGGUGGUAAAGAUGAGUCGUCGUCUGGCGGGUCUGGAAAGGCAGAAUGCUGAAUGCAGACAGACGGAGCUGGUGCUCUUCUCCCUGCUCCUUUCUGCCUGCCUGCUCAACGGAUGGCUCUGGAUACGCAGAUAAGACACACCGUCAUUCAAACAGCCCACUCAUCUGCACUACAACCCUCCAACCAGCUACUUUGCUCAACUCUGCAUUACACAUCCAGUCAGCUGGGUAUUGCAGUGCACUUAUUUACAUACACAUGUUGGUGUUAGGUGCUCAGCAUCUAUCGUUUAAAAUGGCAUCUCUUCCCUCAUCUUUCUUUGAAGUCCAGGGGAGGAAAGGAAGCUGUUUGGACCACUUAAGUAGGGACAGUUCAUCCAUUUUUACAUGUGGCCUUAUUUUCACUCUUUCUGUUCUUGUAGUUGAUUCCCAAACUUGUAAUUGUUUUAUUUGUUUCCUUACAGAGAAAAUUGGUUGUCAUCACUUGCCAUUGACUAUAAUGCAAUAUCCAAAUAUGUCGAAAGCAUAUUGGAAAACACUCAAACACUCCACAUUACAUAAGAAUCCCAUUCUGAAUGUCUCUUUACUCAGUUUUUAAAAAGUCCACUGUGCCAUAAAUCCAUGUUUGAAUGGUUCUGUUUACAACAAAAAUAUGGAUUUAUUGGGGCAGUGAAAUAAAUAAAUAUUGAGAGCAGAAACAAUUUAGAAUGGAAUUUUGACGUGAUAUGAAAUUAAAAUUUUCUCUAAUAUAUAUUUAAGAAACAAACUGUUUGGGGAUCAACUACAAGCACAGAAAGUGAAAAUAAGUCAUUUAAAUGUAAAAAUCAGGGAACUUCCCCUUUAAGUAGGGCCUUAGGACUGAGGAUCGAAUGAGGGCGUUGAGAGUUAGUGUGCAAAGGUAAUACAAAUAAAUUACAAUGCAUUGUCAAGGUGGAGGCUGGCCAAUUUCAACAUAAUCAGGGAUUGAUUCAUGCAUAAAGGAUUGGCCGUCUGACCUGGACAGCUAGUGUUUACCACGGCUGGAGGAGGUGAUGGUGUUACUGCUGAAGCUCUGCUACAUUCUGGUGGCUAGGUUGGAUAAUCAGAUUCACGUCAUAGGUCUGUCUAAACACAACUUGUAACAUUUGAAUGUAGUUGGUAGUCUCUUCCUAUAGCCCCUGUAUCUGGGGGUGGAUCGCCAUAAGUCAAUUGGUAACUGGUCUGAAGUAUCAAGAAAACCAUUAUGGCAUGAUUUACUUGAAACUCUUCAGACCUAAAGAAGCCUAAAUUGUAAUCAGUUGCAGACAGUACAUAGGUAAUAAGGUUCUAAGACCUACACUAUAUAUACAAAAGUAUGUGGACACCCCUUCAAACUCUUUCAGCCACACCCGUUGCUGACAGGUGUAUAGAAUUGAACACACAGCCAUGUAAUCCCCAUAGACAGACGUAAAAAUCGUCAGUCCUCGGUUGCAACACUCACUACUGAGUUACAAACUGCCUCUGGAAGUAACGUCAACACAAUGAAAUGUGUUUCCAUGGCCAAGCAGCCACACAAGCCUAAGAUCACCAUGCACAAUGCUAAGCGCCAGCUGUAGUGGUGUAAAGCUCGCCGCCAUUGGACUCGAGCAGUGGAAAUGCGUUCUAUGGAGUGAUAAAUCACAUUUCACCAUCUGGCAAACCGACAGACUAAUCUGGGUCUGGCGGAUGCCAGGAGAAUGCUACCUGCCCGACUGCAUAGUGCCAACUGUAAAGUUUGGAGUAAUAGUCUGGGGCUGUUUUUCAUGGUUCCGACUAGGCCCCUUAGUACCAGUGAAGGGAAAUCUUAACGCUAAAGCAAACAAUGACAUUCUAGACAAUUAUGUGCUUCCAACUUUGUGGCAACAGUUUGGGGAAGGCCCUUUCCUGUUUCAGCAUGACAAUGCCCCCAUGCACAAAGCGAGGUCCAUACAGAAAUGGUUUGUGGAAGAACUUGACUGGCCUGCAUUGAGUCCUGACCAACCACAUCGAACACCUUUGGAAUUAAUUGGAACGCCGACUGCGAGCCAGGCCUAAUCUCCUAACAUCAGUGCAUGACCUCUAAUGCCUGAAUGGAAGAAUGUCCCUGCAGCAAUGUUCCAACAUCUAGUGGAAAGUUCUCCCAGGAGAGUGGAGACUGUUAUUGCAGCAAAGGGGGGGACCAACUCCAUGUUAAUGUCCAUAAUUUUGAAAUGAAAUGUUUGACGAGCAGGCGCACACAUACUUUUGGUCAUGUAGUGUAUAUUUAAUCAAGACUUCAGUGGCUUGGAACUUAUCCAAUGAAAUUAUAUAUGCAGUCAUUUUUUCAGAAGUCAAAUUAUGUUAAUCACAAUGAAUGUACAUGUUGCACUCAUUUAUUGCAUGGGCUUUAUUUUUCAAUUUUUGAAGUUGCACAGGCUUUUCUUGUACAUGUAUUUAAUAAAUUAGAUUUGAUAUGUUGA